Messenger RNA from Plectropomus leopardus (leopard coralgrouper), 1611 nucleotides. RefSeq names its product transmembrane serine protease 3a (gene tmprss3a). Lineage: Eukaryota; Metazoa; Chordata; Actinopteri; Perciformes; Serranidae. Gene Ontology annotation, cellular component: membrane. Gene Ontology annotation, biological process: proteolysis. Gene Ontology annotation, molecular function: protein binding; serine-type endopeptidase activity. The record is from RefSeq and is a predicted model, not a curated record.
AUGGUCUUAGAAAAAGCACAGCUGAGUGUGGACAAUGGCAUGAUGACGAAAAGCUUCGUGGAGAUCAAUCCUGCUGCCAACACUGCUGCUGCUGACACAUCCACUGCCCUGACAGAACCUAAGACAGCGGCACCUGGACAACCAGACCCCUCCAGGAUAGAAGUGAUUUCGGUGACGGAGGAAGACCUCCCCACUGUUGAAACCCCCAACACAUUGAACGUCAGCCCCCUGGGAAGCUUUGCUGCUGACCCCGAAUCAGAGAACCAUUCUGCCAAACCUGAGGAGCCGCAACCUCCAGCUGCACCCAGCCCCACCAUGCCAAUCACCAAGGUGCAGCCCUUCAUCCACGAGGAUGACAUGAAGGAAAGCUGGAAGGACAGACUGCUGGCCCACCGCUCGGAGCUGGUGAUUGCUUCAUGCCUCAUCGUGGUGGUUGUUCUUGCUCUCGGCAUCGGCCUCGGAGUGGGUCUGAGCUGUGUAGGGAAGUUUCGCUGUGGCUCAUCGUCACAAUGCAUCAGUGCGUCGGCUCAGUGUGACGGAGAGGUGCACUGUGACAACGGAGAGGACGAGCUCGGCUGUGUGCGUCUGAGUGGGAGGAGUUCGGUCCUGCAGGUCCAGAGAGGUGGAGUGUGGAGAACAGUGUGCUCAGAUGGCUGGAACAACUGGCUGGGAGUCUCUGCCUGCAAGCAACUGGGAUACUCCAGGUAUUUGGAGUCCUUCUUCAUCUCUCUGACCUCCAUCGAGCAGGACCUUCAGUCAAACCUGGUGUCCAUCAACCUGAGCCAGCCGCACGCUAUAAAGCUGCAGAAUGCCACCGCCUUCAGUAAGACUCAGUGCAGCUCAGGGAGGGUGGCCACUCUCAAAUGUCUGGAGUGCGGCUCCAGGCCCCAGUACAGCACUCGUAUCGUUGGAGGAAACAUCUCAAGGCCAGGUCAGUUCCCCUGGCAGGUCAGCCUCCACUUCGACAGUGAGCACCUGUGUGGAGGCUCCAUCAUUACGUCACGCUGGGUCCUCACUGCAGCACACUGUGUGUUUGGGUUUGCAGACCCCUCUAGGUGGGCGGUCCAUGUGGGACUGACGGAGCAGCCAGUCCAUGGGGCUCAGUCUCUGGCCGUGGAGCAGAUUAUAUAUCACGCUCGCUACAGACCUAAAGGACUCAACUACGAUAUCGCACUGAUGAAGUUGGCCACGCCGCUUGCUUUCAAUGGCUUUGUGGAGCCCAUCUGCCUGCCGAACUACGGGGAGGAGUUUGAGGAGGGCACCAUGUGCUGGAUCUCUGGAUGGGGAGCAACUGAGGAUGAAGGAGAGACCAGUGUGGUUCUGCGCUCAGCCAUGGUGCCACUCCUCUCCACCAAGACCUGCAACCAGCCAGAGGUUUACCAGGGCUUCAUCUCCCCCUGGAUGAUCUGUGCAGGCUACCUGGAGGGAGGAACAGACUCCUGCCAGGGGGACAGUGGAGGUCCUCUGGCCUGUGAAGACUCGUCGGUAUGGAAGCUGGUUGGUGCGACCAGCUGGGGAAUCGGCUGCGCUAUGAGGAACAAGCCGGGCGUUUACACUCGCAUCACACAGUCACUCAGCUGGAUCCGCCAACAGAUGGAGGUCAGCACAUGA